Molecule: messenger RNA, 6181 nt
Organism: Armigeres subalbatus
Lineage: Eukaryota; Metazoa; Arthropoda; Insecta; Diptera; Culicidae
Exons: 2
Coding region: 153-4037 (1294 amino acids)
Source: RefSeq, a predicted model, not a curated record
UUAGAUUUUCGAAAUUCUAUCAGUACCAAUCGGGACCUCUAACAAAUCAGUGCGCAACAAAUGAUGAUUAGCUGACCGGAAUCGGUUGUUUAUUUUUUGAACUCGAGAGAUCGAUUUUCCUUUGUCGUGCAGAUAAACUGGAUGCUUUGUUUAUGGAGCGCAAUUUUCUUAUCACAUAUAAAAUGGCUGCCUCGGUUUAUGCAACACCUCCGCCGGAUUUCAGCGGUGAAGAAGCGGCCAUGAGUGACACUUCCAACUCAUCGCAAACCAACAGUUCGAACAACUCCACAAUGAAAGCAACGAAACGAUCCAUGUCUUCGGCCUUUUCAGGCUCGCCGCACGCUAUCAAUACUGCCACACAGCUCAGCUCGGACAGUAUUCCGGAUUUGUCCAAGAAGCGCCGUAAACAACCCAUGCCCAGUCGUAUUUCUGCAAACGGUACGGAAGAGAACCCCUCGAUCGCUGCUACCGAGAACCCGGAAGUAAUGGAUGAUAACGAAGAAGAUGAGGAAGAAAGCACCAUUGAAUCGAUUGCAAAUGCAUUCGCGGAACAGAAAAGUAACUUUCAGAAGAUAUUUCUGUCUAACCUAAGUCAAUUACAAAAGCAGCACCUAUUGAGGCAGCAGUUGGAAGAUCGAGUUGGAGAAUUCGUAGCAGCUGAAGAAGCAGUACAGAAUGGAAGCAACCCCAUAAUUUCUCUCAAAAGUCGAGAGAGCUUGUUUGAUUUAUCACUAAUUGAGAAGGAAUCGGCUGAUGAUAAAGAGGAAUGCCAAACCAUAACUGCGGAUAAAUCCGUAGAACAUUCAAAAGAUCAAAACGAAAACGUUCACACGACUCCCAAUUAUGACCACGAUUCAACAAAAAACUUAAACGAAUCUUUAAAUAAUGAUGCUACACACACAGAGAAACCGAUAAAUAAUGAAAAUAAAACGUCUGAUGAAAUGCAUAACGGCGAAACCCCAAGAGAUGUUCCCGAGUUUAACCUAAAGACAGAAUUGCUCCAAGAUCAGGAGUGGGACGGAGAGAUUCGCUCUACUUCUACCGCAAACGUUUCCAAGCCAGAGGAUUGGCUGUCCCUCCCAGGGUUGCCUUUUCCGUUUUCACCCGAAGCCGCUGCUGCCCUCUCAGCGUCGGGAUACAUGCCACAGCUACCAUUACUAGGAAUGCCAUCUGCUGCAUCUUAUGGAUCAACCAAUGAUUCCAAUCGUCCGAACGUACCACCGCUGAGGAUCUUCAACCCAGAAGCAUUCUGUGGGUUGUGCAAUAAGGAAUUUUGCAAUAAAUACUUUCUCAAGACACACAAGGCCAACAAGCACGGAAUUUAUGAACCACAAACGGGAGCUAAUGAUUCUCUGCCGAACGUUGGUCCCUUUAAUCCUCUCCAUCAGCUUUCACAAGUGUUCCAACUUCAACAACAGCAACAGCAGCAGCAACAACAACAACAACAACAACAAAACCAACAACAGCAACAGCAGACCCUCCAGGACCAUCAAGAAAAGACAAUGCACAGUCAGACUACCAGUCCGGAUGGUCCGGGUCCGCAACAACCCCAGAUACGGCCAGCGGUGUCCCCAAAACUGCCAAUAAGUUCAAUCCAACCGACAGUGUUUUGUGAUAUUUGUUUCAAAAAGUUCAGCAGUCUCAGUGCAAUGCGUAAGCACCGCAGCAAAGCUCACGAGAUUUCAAGUGCUAACCAACAACAGUCACAACAACUGCAGCAUCAAGCGUCAGACAUGGGUUCCAAGCCACCAUCACCGACCUCCAGUGCGGAACGAAUGAACCUGAAUGCGAUGCAAUUCCGGCUCCCGGAUGGCUUCCGUGAGGACUACUCUGUUGAGCAAGAAGAUGCAUCGUUCACUCCUCAGCCACGUAAGUUGUCUCCGCUGUCAAUCCAGGCAGCCCGGGAAGCUAACUUCUCCGUGGACAAAUUGAAGCGAUUAGGCGUUAUCAACCCGGAUGCAUUUUGCGAGUUAUGUUGCAAGGAGUACUGCAACAAGUAUUUCCUACGAACCCAUAAGCUGAAGAGACAUGGAAUAUUCUUACCGCUGGAUGAGAUCAAAGAAGAACGUAGCCCGUGGAACUUUGUGCAAACGAGUCCACUUAAUCUGAUCGUUGGGGGUGUCGAGAAUUCGCGGCUUCCGCCACCUUUGAAAAAGUUGCCUGAGAAAGAGGAGAACGGGGGUUUGAUGAUGGCGACGGCUUUGAAGGAAGAACUCUUGAAGAACGAUGAUGCCAAAACAGGAGAAGAUGCUCAAGGUGAGGAUCAGGAGGACAAAGAGGAAUCGGCGGCAGUUGAUCAGGAUGGUGAACCGAUUAGCGUGGACUUGCAGAAGCUACAGUCAAUGAUCAUGCAGUUGAGCGAUUUGAAUAACCAAAGGAAAAUGUCAUGCGGCAUCUGUGGAAAGGAGGUGGAGAAUCAGUACUUGCUGCAUACCCACAUGAUCCAGGAGCAUAAUAAUAUGAAUGAGAAUAACAAUGGACUCAAGUCUCCGUCGGCAGGCACCCCUAUGCCAUCGUCACCAAACGAGUACGAAGUGUGCAAGCAGUGCGACAAGGAAUUUUCCAACGCAUUCAUGCUAAAGCAGCAUCUGGUGGAGGUGCAUGGAGCGCAAAGUAUCAGUCCAAAGAGGGAAGGUUUCAUAACUCCGGAUCGGCCAACUGCUUCGUCUAGUAUGAGUAUACCAACGGGGCCGAACUAUGUUGACAGAAAGCCAACUUUUUCAAUGACACCAACUAGCAGUUAUUGUGAAAUCUGCAACAAGGAGCUGUGCAAUAAGUACUUUAUGAAAACUCACAUGCAGCGAAUGCACGGAAUAGAGAUCGAAAAUGGCGCUCAAAUUGGCGGUGUUGUGUGCAAUAUCUGCAAUAAGGAGCUAUGCAGUAAGUACUUUUUGCGUGUGCAUAAGCAUAACACGCAUGGAAUUGUGGAGGAAGGAGCUCCCUUACCACAACCUCGCAAUAAUGGAGAAGCAGUUGAUAACCAGGACUCUCAAUUCUCAUCAGAAAGCGGCCUGAAGCCAGGAGAAAUAACAGAUGUCAGUAAUCGAUACUACUCCCACUUCACAGAAGUUUGCCCUUUAUGUAGUCGUAGAUUCCGAAGCGCAAAAUGGUUGAGAGCACAUUUGCUGAGCGAUCAUGGAAAAAUAGGCGUGGAUAAGCUACGUGAAAUUGAACACAAGCUUGGUAGUGGCAGUAAGUCAAGCAGCCCUUCGUUGAAGAUCCCCAAUGGUGGAAUGAAUAUGAAUACUGCAGAGGUAAAAUUCAACCCUAAACUGCCAUUUGGGUUCAACCCACCAGAUGCCAAAUUUUUGGUGAAAAAUCCAUUUUCUGGAUUGUUUGGAAUGGAUCCUUCUGCCUCAAAUCUCGGUCCAAAAGGCUACCAAUGUUCGUAUUGCCCCUUCGCAACGCCCCUUCUUCCAUUGCUGUUCAUUCAUGAGAGAACCCACACAAGUUUGAGUAUUGUCCAACAGCAACUGAUGCAAGAGGAGCAAAAGCAUCAAAUUCAGUUACCUCCGUUGCAGUUGUCGGCUGUCAAGUCGGAGUCAGCGGUAUCAUUAGCAAAAGACAGAAAUCGUUUUUCGUUACCAAUGUCAGUCCCAACAUCAGAGACUCCAUCGUUGACGCCGGCUUCCACUCCAGUUCCUUCAAUGUCACAGGACGCAAUGACCGCACCAACAUCAUCAGUUCUACAACAGGAAGCCCCCGCACAGCAGUCUCCAGCAGCACGUGAAUCUCCACACGCUCGAGAAUCACCGAAGUCUACCUCACCUAGAUCCGAACAGAACACCAUGCUCUCGGACAUGGCAAACCUUACUCAACGGCCGGCCGUCUAUGCACUGCCCCAGCAGGCAGGACCACUCCUGAUGCAGUCGUUCCUAAUUGAGGAAUCAUCGUCAGCUGCAUCCGCGAAGGACGCCGCAGAGGAACCUGGAGCCACACUCGCAGGAAACAGGUUUGUACCAGCUGUUGUUUUCCUACCUGUUAAGGAGCGUAUCCUUUCUCCGAUGACAAUAUCGUUCACGCUUAGCCCUGCCUAGGGGACGGGUUUCCGAAUAAUGGCAGCGUAAAUUGCUUUUGUUCGUUCAGCCGAAAGAAGUUCAACCGAGAAGCAUCUGCAGCCAGAGUGGCUCGGUUCUAAAAUAUAGUCGCAGAGGUGUUUUGAACAAUAACUGUGAGAAUCAAGAAGAUGAAAUCCGCAAAUACGUACACAUUUAUCUCCGGGAACGCCGGAGCAAAGGGGAGAAGAGGAUUCAAUAAUCCUUCUUAGGGAAGAAAACUAGCAGUAAGGAGAAAAAAUCAAAAUGUAUAAACACUUAAUUACUAGUACACGUAUCGUUGUGUAGAUGUGUCUAUUGAAGGGUUAAACGGAAUAAAAGAAAGGAUGAGAAGAAAACGGAUUAUGUGCAACAGCAGCAAGAGCAGGUAAAUCCUUCGAUAACAAUAUGUUUGAAAUUUGUGCUUUGGGAAAAAAAUAGGAAACAGUGUAGAACUGAGAGUAAAAUCGCAUUUUAUGUAAAUCUUAUGAUUUCAGCUCAUCGAUGUAGCAAUUCCAUAUGCAUCAUUCCAACAACAUCUUGGUUUCAUUAUUAAAUCUCUGCUGAAAAAUGCUGAAUCAUUGCUUGAUGUAGUGAAGUAAGGUAAAUUGAUGUUAAACAGUGUAUAAGUUAGAGAGUUAUAACUAAUACAAGCUGACGUAGAAAAUUAAGCGUGCGAGGGAUCGACAUAAGAAGAAAUUCUUAGUGAUGUUCUAACAAAGUUCCUAUUAUGAGUAAAACUAGCGGAAAAGAAAGUAUCUCUUCGGGUAUGAUAGAUUUUUUAAGGAUAUUUACCACUGACACUUAAGGGCUGAUCACAAAUCGUGUCACGCUUGCAUGUAAGUCUGAGUAGGAAAGACUUGAAAACCGGUCGAAAUGAGUCCAGUUACCAAAAUAUGGUGGUUUGCUUUUGCCAAUUAUCGAUCAGUUUUGCUCAACGGGGCACAUACACAAAUGCGAGAAUUUAGUGGAAAACAACACUCAAUCAAUGGAACCAAACUAAAACUCAGGGUAAUUAAAGUACAAGCCAACAAGCAUAACUUUUAGAACACGAAGUAGAAAUAAUCCAACAAAUCUAGUCAAAUUUGGGUAUUACUGUUAACAUUCCAAAACUUUUUGGUUAUUGAAAUGAGAAAACAAAACUUAAAGUACAAUAUUGUGGACAGCACUCUAAUGCAAGCUUGUAGAAGCGAAAAGUAUGAUUGAUAAAUAAAAUAAUAAAAUACCUCAACCCGAAAGAAAUGAUUUGAUUUAACCCCAAUCGAAUUUCAAAAACCUCUGGUACGUAAUAAAAAACAAACAAACUAGUCGUGAUUAAUAAAUUUAAUAAAAAUUGUCAGCAUGUAUUGUAAAUAUAGAGUUAACCUAAUAUAUUUCAAAAUGACACAAACAAAGCAGAAAAAAGUUACCAGUUUCAAGAACAACAGAAAUAUGCACUUUUCGUAGAAUAGAUGUAUGUAAAUAUGAUCAGAAAACAAAAUUUUUAUUUCAAUUCUAGUCCUUAGUACCACUUGCUAGUCAAAACCUCGAGCGUAAAUCAUUUAUCAAAUUAACAAAAAGAAACAAAGUUUUGUUACAUAUUCUAUUGCUUCCGCCGUUAUUCGUAGAAACUAACACUCGCAGCUUCGGAAUAUAAGGAAGAAGGGGAAAACGAAAGUCCUUUGCACAUAACCGAGGUAAAAAAAACAAAAACACCUCAAACGGUUUCGCCUAGCGAUUACCCAAACAAAGCAGUGAGCACUCAGAGAAUAAUCUAAUCAGAACCAACAGCACGUGACUAUUGUUGUGUGCGUGGAAGACAACAUCAUUCAAACCGGAACUAGGACGUAAAAGUUGAUUUCGGCGAUUGCUAUCGAACAAUACAAAACUGUAAAACGCUGUGUGCCUUUUAGCAAUUGCUGACAAGAAGUGUGAGUGUGAAGGAGAAGCACCACAACACUCAUCGAUAGAGGAAACAAAUCUUUGGGAGGCGAACAUUGGAACCUCGUUAUCUGAUUACAUUUAAUUAUUAAUAUUUCAUAUAUUUGUAAUAUUUAAUUCGGGUGAUAUAUGAAGUGUUAUAAUUAAUAACAACAGAGAACAGCGGGAGAAGUUGUUACCAAAUAAAGAAAGAAUGCAAACAGAAGAUGAUUCUGCGAAAAUUGAAA